Molecule: messenger RNA, 2550 nt
Organism: Molossus molossus (Pallas's mastiff bat)
Lineage: Eukaryota; Metazoa; Chordata; Mammalia; Chiroptera; Molossidae
Product: cytochrome b561 domain-containing protein 1
Exons: 3
Coding region: 56-742 (228 amino acids)
Molecular function (GO): transmembrane monodehydroascorbate reductase activity
Source: RefSeq, a predicted model, not a curated record
CAAACCCGGAAGACGCGCUCUGGCUCCCGGGAGUGUGUGCCGGCCCGGUCCGGCCAUGCACACCCUGGAGGUAGGUCUGGUUCCCGCUCCAGCGAGGGAGCCGAGACUGACCUGCUGGCUGCGGAGAGGCAGUGCGAUCUUGGCACACCUGGUAGCUUUGGGCUUCACCAUCUUUCUGACUGUGCUGUCCCGGCCGGGAACCAGUCUUUUCUCCUGGCACCCUGUAUUCAUGGCCUUGGCGUUCUGCAUCUGCAUGGCCGAGGCCAUCCUGCUCUUCUCACCUGAGCACUCUCUGUUCUUCUGCUCCCGAAAGGCCCGGAUCGGACUCCACUGGGUGGGGCAAACCCUAGCCAUCCUCUGUGCAGCCCUGGGCUUGGGCUUCAUCAUCGCCAGCAGGACCCGCAGUGAACUGCCCCACCUGGUAUCCUGGCACAGCUGGGUAGGGGCUCUGACACUGCUGGCCACUGGGGGCCAGGCACUGUGUGGGCUCUGCCUCCUCUUUCCUCGGGCAGCCGGGGUCUCAAGGGUGGCUCGCCUCAAACUCUACCAUCUGACAUGUGGACUGGUGGUCUACCUGAUGGCUACAGUAACGGUGCUCCUGGGUAUGUACUCCGUGUGGUUCCAGGCCCAGAUCAAAGGUGCAGCCUGGUACCUGUGCCUGGUGCUGCCCCUCUAUCCAGCCCUGGUGAUCAUGCACCAAAUCUCCAGCUCCUACUUGCCACGGAAGAAAACGGAAAUGUGAUUCCCUCCGAACUCUGAAUCUAGAUGCACACUUGCCUUGGACUUCAAUGGUUUCUUUGGUGACCUUCAAGGGCUCCACUUCCAAAGGGGUAGGGUUUUUAUACUUUUAGCUGGGCCUGGGGCUGUAUAAACCCACUGCUACUGACGAUGGAUGACUCAGUGGACCGAAAUGGGGAAAUGUACUGGGAGCAAGUAAAAGGUGAUGGGGAGCUUGAUCCUGAAGCCUCCACUCUAAAUGGGAGACAGAAGGGUUGGGCACUGGUGGUGAUGGUAGUAUAGUCAUUUCUUGGAUACAUGCCUGAUGAAGGGUUGGGUUCCUGUAACUUAUGAAUGGCAGCUGUGGUUCUUUGAGUCAUUUUUGAGAAAGCAGUAUGGUAUUAAUGGACAGAGCCCAUGGGUCUUAUUUGUGGGUUUUGGUCCCAUAGGAUCUAUUGUGUGACCUUAGGCAAGUCACAUGUCUCAGGACCUCGAUUGCUUUAUCUGUGUAAUGAGCGUUUCUAAAUGAUCUCUAACAUUCAGUGUCUGUCAGGUUGAUGUCACAGAACACUCUUCCAGUGCUGGAGCAUGGGCUGGACCACUCAGAAGACUCAGGAUGUAAUUCUUACAUUCAUUAUCCCCUUACCACUCUGGAGGAACAGGUCUGCCCUCAUGGCCUGUCAGGAAUCUCUGCUGACUUGGCCCCAGACCAGGGCACAAAGCGUCAGGCACUGUGAAGGGAAGGGACUCAAGUGAGAGUCCCCUGAACUCCAAGACAGUAAAGGCACUAAAGUCACUUUAAAGUUCUGGGAGAGCAGAAGGGCAUUGGCUUACCUAAGCCUUUGGCUCCUGGCUGGGCUGCUUGGCUCAGUUAAGAUCUUUCUCAACUCACCUCAGGAUCUGGGUUUUGAGGGCCACAGGACAGGGGUAUGCUUCUUCCCCUGACAUCCAUUCUUGGUGGCAAAGUAGUCCUGAGCACCUCGUUUGCCUUCUUGGGCUCAGGUUCUUGCCUUAGGAUGUAGCUUUGUGGAGCUAUCCCAAAGCUUUUAGAACAAAGUAAGAGCCCAGAAAGCAGGGCAGAGCUCUUCUAAUCCAGCGAAGAUCCCGCUUUCUCAUCACGAAGCUUUCCUCACUGUUGUCUCUUGCCAGCUCUUUGGCCCAAUAGGGGGACUGAGUUUGGUGCCAGCUGGCAAAUGAGGGCCAGGCCCUUUUCCCCGCAGAGACCCCUCCUUGUUCGAAACUGAAAGCAGUUCCCCAGACUGCCCUCAGCGAUGAGGGCUGGAUGCCAGGCUGGUUAACUGUGAUCUGUCUCAGUUGGAGCAGUGGGAUCCCCAUAGAUCAUGGCAAGGACUGAAGGUGGCUGAACCAGGAGAGCUGGUGUUGAGGCAGGUGAUAACAGCUCACGGGCCUCUGGGAGGCCUGAGGUGUUGGGGCUAGAGGUCCAGGUCCUGGGACCAGGGGGCGGUGUUCCUAGAUGGCAGCAUUUAGGAAGUCCCAGGUCUUUUGAAGAUUCAAGACCUCCUCUCUGGGUGGCUUAGAAGCAAGGAUUUGGUAUGAUUCAGAAAUACAGGAGUGAGACGACAAGGGCAGAAGCAUCCCCUGAGUGGACUCACUGGGCUCCUCCUGGGUCCAAUGGCAUCUCCCAGGAGCUCUCUAGACCCUGCUCAUCUGAAGAAGGCCCUGCAGUGUGGAGUCUCAUCUGGGGUCACUUUGAUCAGGCAUGCCAUCUCCUCUGCACCUGUUACAACCAGUGCUGGGAAUCUCACCCUGUCUGCAGCGGGGAAAGAGGGCUGGGUAAGGUCCCCCAGCUUGCUAUAAGAACCAAGCAGGCGA